Molecule: messenger RNA, 626 nt
Organism: Prunus dulcis (almond)
Lineage: Eukaryota; Viridiplantae; Streptophyta; Magnoliopsida; Rosales; Rosaceae
Exons: 1
Coding region: 30-413 (127 amino acids)
Source: RefSeq, a predicted model, not a curated record
UUAGCAAGUAAGAGAUUAGAAAUCUAGAGAUGAUGAAGAAACCGACAUCAACAGCAACAUGGGCACUUCACAAAUUGCUUAGCAUGUCACCUGCCAUGGCUCCCAACCAAGACCAAGAACAAGAUGGGAUUCCCUUCUUGAGUGAUAGGCACUUUGCCUUGCAUGGGGAGGUCAUGAUGGUUGUUGUGGUUGUUCUCUUUGCUGCUUUCAUUCUCUGCCUUGCUGUGCUUCCAUGUCUCAAGCGAGCUAAGAGUCCUCAACUGCGAUUGAAUUCAGUUGAUGAAGAAGACUCUGCUGUUGUUGCGAAGCCAUUCAAUUGUUUCUCACUGUGGUUGAAGAAAAAGAGGACAGAUGAUGUUGGUGCACAGGAAAAUGGUGCAGCAGAGUUGCCAUUGACGUCUUCUAGUUCAUAACAAGUGAUUUUGUUUUUAGAGAGAUUUGCAUAGUGAGGGACUUGGUAAGUGCAGAGCAAUUCUGUUUUGGCCUUGUUUGGCUAACAUGUAAUCUGGGCUGUGGCUGUGAUGAGCCUUCCAUGAUGUCUGUUUCACGGUUAAAUGUCCCUUAUCUUGUGUUUUUAUAAUGUUUGAAUUCUCAAUCACACACCUAAUAUCGUCUAUGUUCCAUCA